AUGUAUCGGAAGUUGUCUAAGUUAGAACACUCGGAAAUAAAACAACUUCUUACAGAAGCUAAUAUAGAUGUUGCAAAACAUUACGCGACAAACAAAAAAGCACUCGCUGACUUCAUUAAAGACUACAAUGGUGCAAUAAGUUAUGAUAGAAUUCAUGAGUUCAUAAAGCCGCAACGCGGCGAGGACGAAGUCCAUGCAAGAGCAUUUCCUUUAAAUGACAUUGCUAUUGACUUAUAUCAUAGACGUUCAGUACCUCAUGAAGUAAGAAGAGAAAUGUUUGACAUAACAAAUGCGAACGUUGGUCAUACUCGUAAAGCUCUUUCGCAUGAUGUUCGUCAAGAAAUGUUUGACAUAACAAAUGCAAACGUUGGUGAAACAAGAAGAAGAGACGACACACUGAAACAACAGAGAAGAGAGAUGUUUAA
Trichomonas vaginalis G3 is the source of this 425-nucleotide messenger RNA. Its product is annotated as organellar and viral DNA polymerase type B. The transcript has a single exon. The record is from RefSeq and is a predicted model, not a curated record. The annotation marks the transcript as partial. NCBI's taxonomy places the organism in Eukaryota, Parabasalia, Trichomonadida, Trichomonadidae.